ACAAAGAAGGAGUGGAAGAUUUUACAUGUAAACAAACUGUUGCGUCACAGUUCACACUAUGGUGAGUUCAAGAACCGCCGAAAUUAUUAGGACAAAACGACGUUCACCAAAUCAAGAAUCCAUUCUGAAUCAUCACCCCUGGAAUUAGAAUCGGAUCGAAUCGUCAGGUUUCCAAAGAUUCACACCCCUACUGGACAAGAGCGAGGCGACGACGCUCAGCCUCCCCGCCACCACCAGCCAUGGCGGCUCUGACAGUAACAUCAGCGCAGAGGGAGCGGCGGGGUCAUCAUCGGGGGUCACAGCAGCAGGCGCGGAGGGCGGCAUGGGGGCCGGCGAGCCUCAUCGGACGCGGGCCGCCCUGGAGCACCUGCAGCAGAAGAUCCUGAAGGUGACCGAGCAGAUCCGCGUAGAACAGGAAGCCCGCGACGACAACGUGGCAGAGUACCUGAAGUUGGCCCACAACGCCGACAAGCAGCAGGCGUCUAGGAUCAAACAGGUGUUUGAGAAGAAGAACCAAAAGUCGGCACAGACUAUCGCACACUUGCACAAAAAGUUGGAGCACUAUCACAAGAAGCUAAAGGAAAUCGAGCAGAAUGGACCGGCCCGUCAGCCAAAAGACGUCCUGCGGGACAUGCAGCAAGGAUUGAAGGACGUCGGGGCCAAUGUCCGAGCAGGGAUAAGUGGCUUCGGCGGUGGCGUUGUGGAAGGGGUCAAAGGUGGCGUGUCAGCCCUCACUCACACUGCCGUGGUCUCUAAGCCGAGAGAGUUUGCCAGCCUCAUCAGGAACAAGUUUGGCAGCGCCGAUAACAUCGCUCACCUAAAGGACACGCUGGAGGACGGCGUCGGGUGCCACGCAGACGACACCCCCACACCCCGCGCCCUGAGUGGAAGCGCCACGCUGGUCUCCAGCCCGAAGUACGGCAGCGACGAUGAGUGCUCCAGCGCCACGUCCGGCUCAGCUGCGUGCAGCAACUCUGGCGGGGUGGGAGGAGGAGUGGGAGUAGGAGGAGUAGUAGGAGGAUUAGGAGGAGGAGCGUUAGGACCCACAAUGGGGAGUCCCAGGUUAGACGGGCACCAUCAUCAUCACCAUCAUGUGCACAGCUCGUGGGACUCUCUCCUUGAGGGCCUGCAGGAGAUCAAAGCUAGUCAGGCCCACAUGGAAGACACCAUCGAGGACAUGAAGGGCCAGCUGCAGAGCGACUACUCCUACAUGACACAGUGCCUGCAAGAGGAGAGAUACAGGUAUGAACGACUAGAAGAACAGCUGAGUGACCUGACGGAGCUUCAUCAGAAUGAGAUGAGCAACCUCAAACAGGAACUGGCCAGCAUGGAGGAGAAAGUGGCCUAUCAGUCCUAUGAGCGAGCACGAGACAUCCAGGAGGCAGUGGAGUCGUGCCUGACGCGCAUCACCAAGCUGGAGCUGCAGCAGCAGCAGCAGCAGGUGGUCCAGCUGGAAGGCGUCGAGAACGCUAACGCUCGGGCGCUGCUGGGCAAGCUCAUCAACGUCAUCCUGGCGCUGAUGGCCGUGCUGCUGGUCUUCGUGUCCACGCUGGCCAACUUCAUCACGCCACUGAUGAAGACCCGGGCCCGUGUGGCCGCCACCGUUCUGCUGACUCUGCUGCUCUUCGUUUUGUGGAAGCAUUGGGACUUUGUGGAGACCUGGCUGCUGCCACGCUGAGCCGGGGUCCAGUGACAAAGGUCAAAGUUCAUACUGGAAGGCGGAAACGUGAACUGCUGCAAUGGUCUGCGAGGACAAGAUGAGGACUUCUCAUGAAUGUGAUGUGCUCUUCAUCAAGUGCAAUCAACUGACGCUUCAGGAAGGAUAACAUGGAUUUUGGAGGAACUGCCAUUUACGGACCUUCACUGGCCACUUUAUUAGGUACACCUGUACAAUGUGUUGACGUCCAAUACAAAGAGUAAGGACAAGACAACAAUGCUCCGUUUUGAUGGACGCAUUUCACUGAUAAAAAUCAUGUUUUAUGUUAAAAUAAAGUCAAUGCAAUUAAAAAAAGACAUAAGUGAAUAGCAAAAUACUGUAAUUAAAUACAUUAUUAUAAAUUAUUUCAUUUAUUUGUUUUAAAAUGUAAACAACUUUCACUGAUAAAAAUCCCAAUUUGUUAUAGAAUCAAAUUAAAUAAAUUCAAUUAAAAAUCACUAUUCGUAAUAAGUACCGUAUUUUUCGGACUAUAAGUCGCAGUUUUUUUCAUAGUUUGGCCUGGGGUGCGACUUAUACUCCGGAGCGACUUAUGUGUGAAAUUAUUAACACAAUAAUAUUAUUUAGCUCAUUCACGUAAGAGACUAGACGUAUAAGAUUUCAUCGGAUUUAGCGAUUAGGAGUGACAGAUUGUUUGGUAAACGUAUAGCAUGUUCUAUAUGUUAUAGUUAUUUGAAUGACUCUUACCAUAAUAUGUUACGUUAACAUACCAGGCACGUUCUCAGUUGGUUAUUUAUGCGUCAUAUAACGUACACUUAUUCAGCCUGUUGUUCACUAUUCUUUAUUUAUUUUAAAUUGCCUUUCAAAUAUCUAUUCUUGGUGUUGGGUUUUAUCAAAUACAUUUCCCCAAAAAUGCGACUUAUACUCCAGUGCGACCUAUAUAUGUUUUUUUCCUUCUUUAUUAUGCAUUUUCGGCCGGUGCGACUUAUACUCCGGAGGGACUUAUACUCCGAAAAAUACGGUAGUGGUACCUCAUGAUACAAGUUUGAUUGGUCCUUGAAAAAUUGUAUACAAGUCAAAAUAAAAUGUAUUUAUUCUGUGCUCGGCUGAUCAGUUUAUGUUUUGGUCAUUGACUAUUUUUUGUUUCAUGAAUUGGAAUUGAAAAAGAAAACAAUAGAGGAUUUGAAUAAAACUGAAAAAUAAAGUCUCAGUGUCGAAGAGGAAAUCAAACUGUUUUCGAUCGAGUAACUGCUUUUCAACAAACACAAAAAAAACGUUUUGUUUUUCCAAUUAAAAUUUUUGUUUCAAAAUAAAGUUCAAAUAAACAAAUCCGCUUAUUUUUUUAAUAUCCAUUCAUAAAAGGAAAAUUCAAUGACCAAAAGAUACACUGGCCUCAGACCUUGCCCGCCGCCCAAAACAGCACAAUUUUAACAUGUAAAACAUUUGAGAUCAAAUAUGUAAAAAAAUUAAGAUAAGAAAUAUUGUAUAAAAAUGAUUACAAUACUGGACUACAGUCGUUUUAUGAAGUGAUGCAAUAAUGUACAGUAUUUACCUUGGAGAGUGGACAAUAUCUCUGAGCUGCUUCUGCGUCAAACCCAUCAUCAGCAGCUUCUCCAUAUUUUCAUGGAUAAAUGUCUGCUGUGUAGAUAUUAUUUGAACAACUUGGCUGGUGUUGGACUCAUUCUGUUUCACUAUGGCGCAGACUUGCAGUAGUACACUCCAAAAUAAGUUAGCCAGCUAAACACUUUCAUAUUUUGGAUUAUUUAUUUAUUUUUCAAUUAAUAUUAUCCACUUCUUCUCAGCACUGUACUUUACACUCACUUCCUUCCUUCCUUCCCACGGUUAGGAAAACUAAAUUAUGUCCAUCUCUCGCUAUAAGCUAAUGCUCGCGGUUAAGGUGGGAUGUUUUGGAUCGGAUCUUACGGGGCUCACUGUGACAUUUGCCACUUUAUAAGCGGAGGCACGUGUAUUGCGAGGUACCACUGUAUUUCAAUUUGUCAUGACUAUAUUUGAUACAUUUUUCAUUUCAUUUAACUAUUUUAUUGUGAUUGUACUUUUUGCAAUUUAGAACUGCAUUGCAUUGUUUGUAAUAUUAGGUCACCCUAUUGAGUCACAUGACAAAUGUUAAGGAACAGCUCUCAGGGUGAUGCAGUGCACAAUAAUAAUCCUAUUGGUGAAGAACCAAUGUCAAAGUUUAUACGUGCAGGUGUACCUAAUGUUGUGUUCCUCAUCUCUUGUUCGUCGCUUUUUUUUUGCCGUAUUUCCUUAGCUGAAUAAAAUGCAUCAUCAUCAUUAUUAUUAUGGGAAAAGACAAACAAUUUCUCAUGCACAUAGUGGAUGAUUUCACUUUGUUGUAGAUAUCUGCUUUUGCUCCCUGCAGUGUCAAACUGGCAUGUCAACUUGUGUCAAUGUUUCUAUCCACUUUGCAAAAAUAUACUUGGAAAAAACUAGUUUUUUCAG
This is a messenger RNA of Entelurus aequoreus (snake pipefish), 4114 nucleotides long. It is a transcript of the gene tmcc2, whose product is annotated as transmembrane and coiled-coil domain family 2. The record is from RefSeq and is a predicted model, not a curated record. Lineage: Eukaryota; Metazoa; Chordata; Actinopteri; Syngnathiformes; Syngnathidae. The coding region runs from base 323 to 1678 and encodes 451 amino acids. The transcript is spliced from 5 exons. Gene Ontology annotation, cellular component: endomembrane system. Gene Ontology annotation, biological process: amyloid precursor protein metabolic process.